Pelagomonas calceolata is the source of this 237-nucleotide messenger RNA. The record is from the annotation of a GenBank genome assembly. NCBI's taxonomy places the organism in Eukaryota, Pelagophyceae, Pelagomonadales, Pelagomonadaceae.
GACACGGGCAUCUCGUCCAAGGGCAUGGUCGUCAUGUGCAACUUCAUCCAGGACCUCUUCGAGCGCAUCGGCAACGAGGCCGCGAACGUCUGCCGCUUCUCCAAGAAGCAGACGCUCAGCUCGCGCGAGGUCCAGACGGCCGUCCGCCUCAUCCUCCCCGGCGAGCUCGCCAAGCACGCCGUCUCCGAGGGCACCAAGGCCGUGACCAAGUUCGAGGCCGCCACGAACAAGAAGUAA